This is a messenger RNA of Gymnodraco acuticeps, 801 nucleotides long. Its product is annotated as meiosis-specific nuclear structural protein 1-like. Lineage: Eukaryota; Metazoa; Chordata; Actinopteri; Perciformes; Bathydraconidae. The transcript has a single exon. The record is from RefSeq and is a predicted model, not a curated record. The coding region runs from base 1 to 801 and encodes 266 amino acids.
AUGGAGCUUCGGGAGCAGGACCGUAGAAAACAACAGGAGGAAGAAACAUAUAAGCGGGAGGAGCUGGUAAAAAUCCUGGAGGAGAAUAACCGCCAGAUGAAGAGGGAAUUUGAGCGAGCGGCCGCUAAGAAGCUGGAGAAGGUGAACAUCAGCCUGCAGUGUCACCUGCAGCGCAGCACGGAGGAGAAGGAGGAGCGCGAGAGGGAGCUCAUCCAGAUGAAGCAGCAGAUAGCCUUUCUGAUGCAACUGCAGCGGUCCCGGGCGGAUCCCGCUCAGCUAGAGAGGCCGCAGUCCCGGCUCUCUAAGAAGAAACUGGCAGAGGAGGAGCGGGUGAAAAUGGCUGAGAAAAUCCGUCAGGAGAGAGAGCGCGUCAUGCAGCAGAAACAGCAGGAGCGCCGGGAGAGGAAGAAUCAGAUCCCGAAGAGGAAGAAAGGGAAGCUUCCUGUCGACUUCACGGCCCCCUCUGAGAAAACCCUGCUGCACAAGGGGAAGCAGAUUGUUGCCGUGGGGAUAGACGUCCCAAAGGUAACCAUUUCAGACGCUGAAGCAGACAGUACAGCUGAGACAGAGAAGCUCCUGGUUGAUGAGCGUGUUAGGAAGGGGUACGAUGAGGAUCCGGUGCAGAGGCCGCUGAGGCUGGAGAAGGUCAGAGCCACUCCGCAGCACAUAGAGGAGUCCAGGAAACACCGGGCGGAGUGGAGACCCAUGGAGGACAGCAAAAUGGCCAAGGCCAGAGAGAGACGCAACCAUGCGCAUCGCACGGUGGUCCCUUGCCUUGCAGCCAUCCAACUUUGCGGUUAA